This is a messenger RNA of Drosophila hydei, 487 nucleotides long. RefSeq lists its product as uncharacterized. The transcript has 2 exons. Lineage: Eukaryota; Metazoa; Arthropoda; Insecta; Diptera; Drosophilidae. The coding region runs from base 89 to 322 and encodes 77 amino acids. The record is from RefSeq and is a predicted model, not a curated record.
GUCGGUAGCUUAAAAAUAUUGGUACACCAAGCGUCGUCCAUCACUAAAAACAAAGCAGGAAACCAAAACAAAAAACAAACACGUUAAAAUGCGCCGCCGAGAGUUACAAACUAUACAACUAAAACUCUCCGAGCUUAAGGAGUAUGAGCAGGCCAAAAUGGAGCGUGCAAAGGCACGCCAGCAGGUGUCAUCGCCACGCACGCCCACACCCACCUCAGACAGCGAAAUUAUGUUGCUGCCAUCGAGCAGUGUGCCGACAAUUUUAUUGGCCAACAACAGCAACAAUGUCGGCGAUGAUGCCGACAGAACGGCCAAGGAGUGAAGAGAUUCAUAAGUUCCGCUUAUAAUAUAUGUUGGCCAUCAUCAAGGAAUCAAUACACAAUAUAUAUAUAACUACUUGACUUUAUACCUCGUAACACUAUAUGCAAAAUAUAGUUUUAUAUAUAAAACACAAUUCAGAUUAAAUUUUGUAAGCACUCGUAUAUAG